Aureobasidium namibiae CBS 147.97 is the source of this 993-nucleotide messenger RNA. Its product is annotated as Arabinanase/levansucrase/invertase. Bases 1 to 993 code for a protein of 330 amino acids. Lineage: Eukaryota; Fungi; Ascomycota; Dothideomycetes; Dothideales; Saccotheciaceae. The transcript has a single exon. Gene Ontology annotation, biological process: carbohydrate metabolic process. Gene Ontology annotation, molecular function: hydrolase activity, hydrolyzing O-glycosyl compounds. The record is from RefSeq and is a predicted model, not a curated record.
AUGUUCUUCUCAAAACUAGGCCUCUUUGUCCUCAGCAGUGCAUCUGCGGUUCUUGGUGCCAACUACUCCAACCCACUGGAGCCUAAGGACGGUGGCGACCCUUCCAUCGUCUGGCACGAUGGAUACUGGUACUUCACCGCAACCAAUUACCGCGAUAUCAGCGUUCGACGUGCAACAACCCUCGAAGGACUCAAGACUGCUCUGCCAAAGACUGUGUGGGCACCUUCUGCCGAGUUCCCAUCUCGCCAAUGCAACAUCUGGGCACCCGAACUGCACCUCGUAGACGGCAAAUGGGUCAUCUUCUUCAGCGCAGGCGGCUGCGAGACCGAUUCAAUCCAACAAUCUCAAGUCCUGCAAGGCGGAACCUCUCCAUGGGACGCCUUCGACUUCCACGGUACCAUCAAUGCACCCGCAUGGUCGAUCGAUGGCACGCCCCUGACGAUCAAUGGCCAAAACUACUUUGUCUACUCCUGUUUCCGCGACGACACCGGCGAAAACCUACAAUCUCUUUGCAUUGGAAGAAACUCAGACAUCCUGACCAUCGGGGAAGAACACCUCCUUGCCUCUCCCACCGAAGCCUGGGAACGCAAUGGACAAAUGCCAGUCAACGAAGGUCCCUUUGCCCUCUACAACCAAAACCGCACUUUCCUAUCUUACUCAGGCUCAUUCUGCUGGGAUCCCUCAUACUCGCUAGGUCUACUCGAAUAUGUCGGUGGAGACCCCUUGGAGCAAAGCAGUUGGGUCAAGACUGGCCCUCACUUUAGCCAAGCAAAUGGCAUGUACAGUACUGGUCACAAUAGCUUCUUUAGCAGCCCCGAUGGCACGGAGACUUGGAUGGCGUAUCAUUCGUCGCCUAACCCUGCUGGCAGCUGUGGAGACAGGUAUUCGAAUGCGAAGAAGAUUGACUUCGAAGCUGAUGGAUUCCCUAUUCUUGGGGCUCCGAUUGCUGAGGGUGAGGUGCUGUGUGGUCCAUCGGGUGAGCCGCAAGCAUAG